Helianthus annuus (common sunflower) is the source of this 3152-nucleotide messenger RNA. RefSeq names its product receptor-like protein kinase 7. Gene Ontology annotation, molecular function: receptor serine/threonine kinase binding; ATP binding; protein kinase activity. NCBI's taxonomy places the organism in Eukaryota, Viridiplantae, Streptophyta, Magnoliopsida, Asterales, Asteraceae. Gene Ontology annotation, biological process: protein phosphorylation. The record is from RefSeq and is a predicted model, not a curated record. Bases 65 to 2998 code for a protein of 977 amino acids. The transcript has 2 exons.
CUUAUACCAAACGAUAUUCGAUCAAAAAACACAUAACUUCAUCUUCUCCAUCCAGCCAGCCAGUAUGUCACCGAAACCCAUAUCUCAUCAUCUCUUGUUUUCCACUCUACUUCUCUUAAUAAUCCAAUCUUCUUCUUCUUCUUCCCAAUCCAACGAACGUCAACUUCUGCUCAACUUCAAAUCCACCAUCAAAACCUCAAACCCUAAACUUUUCACCACAUGGAAUGACCAAAACCCUGUAUGCAACUUCACAGGAAUCAUCUGCAACUCCAACAGCAAUGUCAAAGAACUCGAUCUACCCAACCAACAACUCGUUGGAACUCUUUCGUUUGACUCACUUUGUUCUCUCAAUUCACUUGAUACAAUCUCCCUCGGUUCGAACCUUUUGUACGGAUCAAUCAUCACUAGUGUAUCCAACUGCACAAAUCUUCAGCACCUUGAUUUAGGGAAGAACUUGUUCUCCGGUGAAGUCCCGGAUUUAUCUUCCUUAACCCGCCUCACCUUUUUAAACUUGAAUGACAGCGGCUUUCGCGGGAAAUUCCCGUGGAAAUCGCUUACUAAUCUUACUAGUUUAAGUUUCUUGAGUUUAGGUGACAAUUUGUUUGAUGACAUGCCUUUCCCUUUGGAGGUUUUAAACCUUAAAAAUUUAUACUCUCUUUAUCUUUCAAAUUGUAGUAUUGGCGGGAAAAUACCCGAAGAGAUAGGGAAUCUUACAAUGCUAGAAAGGAUUGAGAUGGCUGAUAAUCGUCUGGUCGGAGAGAUUCCGACCGGGAUCACGAAGCUUACGAAGCUUCGGAUGCUUGAGCUUUAUAGCAAUGGACUUUCUGGGGUUCUCCCGGUCGGGUUAGGGAGCCUGGCUAAUCUUGAAAUGUUUGAUGUUUCGAAUAAUGAUCUCGAAGGUGAACUGUCUGAGUUAAGAAACUUAACUCGGAUGGAAUCUUUACAGUUGUUCCAAAACAGGUUUUCCGGGACAAUUCCGGAAGAAUUCGGAGAAUUUAAAUAUUUGAAACAGUUUUCGAUUUACGAUAACCAGUUCACCGGAGAACUCCCGCCAAAAACCGGAUCAUGGGCUGAAUUUGAAUACAUAGAUGUAUCGAAUAACUACUUGUCCGGUUCGAUUCCACCGGAUAUGUGCAAACUGGGGAGGAUGGAGAAGCUUCUGAUGAUUGAUAACAAUUUCACUGGUGAGCUACCGGAGAAUUACGCGAGUUGUUCUUCGUUGCUUCGGUUGAGAGUGAGCAAUAACUCUCUUUCGGGGAGAGUUCCUGAUGGGAUAUGGAGUUUGCCCAAGUUAAGUAUGAUUGAUCUUGAAAUGAAUCAGUUUGAAGGUCAUUUGGUGCCAAAUAUUGGUGAAGCAGUGUCACUAACACAACUUUUUCUAGCUCAAAAUCGAUUUUCGGGUGACUUACCGAUGGAAAUAACGAAUGUGUCGUCCCUGGUGGAGAUAGAUCUGAGUUUCAAUCGGUUUUCUGGUGGAAUUUCAUCAAAAAUUGGCGAGUUGAAGAAGCUAAGUAAGCUUUAUUUGCAAGAUAACAUUUUUUCGGGUACGAUUCCAGAGUCUUUGGGUUUAUGUCUCUCUCUUAAUGUAAUAAACAUAGCCCGAAAUUCAUUAUCCGGUCAAGUUCCGGCGAGUCUUGGUUCGUUAGUGAGCUUGAACUCAUUAAACUUAUCCGGUAACAAACUUUCGGGUUUAAUUCCGGCGAGUUUGUCUUCGUUGAAGCUAACGCUUAUUGACUUGUCGAAUAACAUGUUUAUCGGGCGUGUGCCACAGCCUUUGUUGUUGAUGGCUUACAAUGGCAGCUUUGCCGGAAAUCCAGGGUUAUGUGCUGAUGGAAGUAGAGAUCUCCCGCAAUGUACGCAUGUUUCUCACAAGUUUGAUGGGUCAAAAGUUGUUGUGUAUGGCUUUAUAGCCGGCGCACUCGUGUUGUUGUUGUUGUUAUCGUAUUAUGUCUUCGUAAAGUUACGUAAAAUCAAUCGCAAAAACCCGAUUGAUCGAGGUUAUUCAUGGGAUGUUAAACAGUUUCAUGUUCUAAAGAUUGAAGAAGAUGAAAUAGUUACAUCUCUCAAAGAAGAGAAUAUAAUCGGGAAAGGGGGUUCGGGGAAUGUUUACAAAGUUGUUCUUGAAUGCGGUGAACGACUAGCCGUGAAGCACAUGCGGAAGUCGGAACCUGAGUCCGGUAGUUGGAGGAGUGACCAAACUGGCGCCGAGGUUUCAACGAAAGAAAAAUUCUGGAGGCGGGAGUACGAAGCGGAGGUGGCAACGCUGAGCUCGUUGCGCCAUGUGAACGUGGUCAAAUUGUAUUGUAGCAUAUCGAGUGAGGACUCGAAUCUAUUAGUAUACGAGUAUAUGCCAAAUGGGAGCUUGUGGGACAGGCUACAUACGCAUCAUAAGAUUGAGAUGGAUUGGCGCGUAAGGUAUGAGAUCGCGUUGGGGGCAGCAAGGGGGUUGGAGUACCUACAUCAUGCGUGCGAGAGACCGGUAAUACAUCGGGACGUGAAGUCGAGCAAUAUUUUGUUAGAUGAGGAUAUGAAGCCAAAAAUAGCUGAUUUUGGGUUGGCAAAGAUUGUGCAAACCGGAAAGGUUAUCACGGAUUCAACCCAUGUCAUUGCGGGAACCCAUGGUUACAUUGCACCUGAAUACGGAUAUACAUGUCAUGUGACCGAGAAAAGUGACGUUUAUAGUUUUGGGGUUGUUCUAAUGGAACUGGUAACGAAGAAAAAACCGAUGGAACCCGAGUUUGGUGAAAACAAGGAUAUAGUUUAUUGGGUUCACAAUGAAAUGAAAACUAGUGCGGACGUGACUGUCAUGGUGGAUCCUAGCAUUUCAAAGGAUGCAAAGGAAGUUGCGGUUCAGAUGUUGAGCAUCGCGGUCCAUUGCACAAUGAAGUUACCAGGAUUGAGACCCUCAAUGAGGAUGGUGGUUAAAAUGUUGGAAGAGAUUGAGUAUAACUCACUUGCUAUUGUGGGAAAUGACCAUCGCUUUGUAAAAACUGAGUAGGAAAUAGAGGAGACGAAAAAGAUAGUCAAAGGUUAUAUCUUUGUACAAAAUAAAGUACACCUUAUAUAGAAUAGACGUUCAAGUAGAUUUACCAUUUUUGUUUUGUUUUGCUUUUAUUGUGUUAUAUAUAUAUAUAUAUAUAUUUACGAAUUUA